CACUUGGUAUUCGAACUCGAGCAAUUACGUCUAUUGUUGGCGUUUGCUGCUACGUGAAGUGCUCUAUAAAAGGUUGGAGAAGUGGACAGAGUCCAGUAGUAACGUUUCAAGCGUUUUAAAGUUCAUUAAAGCAGCAUGAAGUUCGCCGUCGUCGUAGUCCUGUUCGCUUUGGCCUGGGGUGUCAACAGCUCGGUCGUACCGCUGCUGGCACAUGGCCCUGUCGUUUUGGGCGCACCCGCUGUGCCUGGAUCGGUGGCCAUCCAAGCAUCUUCGGUGCCAGCCGUAGCUGGUUCCGUGGCAAUCCAAGCUUCUGCUGUCCCUGCAGCUGUUCCAGUCGCCGUUGCACCAGCUGGUCCACUUCUUGUGCAGUCUGCUCCUGCGGUCUUGUCGGCGGUUCCAGCUGCUGUUGUGGCCGCUGCUCCUGCUUCCUAUGUGGCCAAGACACGUGGAGCAGUGCACGUGGCUCCAUUGCCCGGCCACAUUCAGUCGGCAGCGUCUGUUAACUUGGAACCCGCACCUGGCACUUGGUAACCACCAUCAUGAUCGAAAAACCGAACCCAUACAGGAAUACUUGUUAACGUUAACUCCUUGACACAAAUCAGCCCCGUUUUGCCAGUCAUUUGAUGUAGAUUGUAUUUGCAGUGGAUGUUUUAACUCUCGAAGAGAUUUCUUACAAAACAUCAGUACUUUCAACCCAUAAUUUCUCCAAUCUAAGUCAAUCAUCAAUCACUCUUUAUAUCAUCCAAAUAUUUCAUAUCACAUUGUACUUGUCUAGCUACACGUCUUCUUCGUUUAUUUUAAUAAAUGACCAACUAUUG
Molecule: messenger RNA, 818 nt
Organism: Scaptodrosophila lebanonensis
Lineage: Eukaryota; Metazoa; Arthropoda; Insecta; Diptera; Drosophilidae
Product: adult cuticle protein 1
Exons: 3
Coding region: 136-531 (131 amino acids)
Source: RefSeq, a predicted model, not a curated record